GUGCGACUCUCCGAACGGACUACCGUUCCUACGUUUUCGCGAUAUUGUUCAAUUGUUGUCGUUAUGUAAACGACUAUCGCAUUUACUCCUUCGAUUUUUCGAAGGCCGGCUAAAUGAUCCCGUUCGCGGCUAUCGUUUCGCUGGUGCUGUUUGUCGUCGAAUUAUCGUUUUCGUUUAAAGGCAACAACAAUGUAUUGCAUAUCGGCGGUAUAUUUCCGAUUGGCGGUAAAGGCGGAUGGCAAGGGGGCCAAGCUUGCGAACCUGCCGUCCGGUUGGCUCUGGAGGAUGUCAAUAAAAAUAACAUUUUGUCCGGGUAUCAAUUGAAGUUACAUUGGAACGAUAGCGAGGUGAGUAUGUGUAAUAUAAUUUAAAAAUAAGGAAAUAAUGUGUAAAUAUAUACAAUGGGACUUUGUGAAAUGACUUUCAAAUACAACUAUUUAAUUUUUUUGUACAACUUUGUUCUGUUGUUCUGUAUUUUUUUAUUAAAUUAAGUACCUACUUAGUAAUAUUUUUGUUUUUUCGUUUAGUAUGUGUUCUUAUUUUUAAAUUAAAUGUAAAUCUCUACCACCAUCACAAGCAUUGCGCUUAAAGGAGGUAGAUAUUUUAUUGUAAACAUUUUUAAUAUUAUGUAAAUUACUUUAUUUAUAUUUCUUUUUAAAAAAAAAAAGAGCGGACAUUCUUCACAUGUGGGUGCAACCACUGUGUGGGUGGGAAGUUGGGAAGGUAGGAUACAGACGGGAAUUUAAUGUAUGUACAUCUGUAAGCAACGCGAUGAAUCAUUGCUAACAAAAAGCGAUUCUGAGCGGAGUUCAGUUGAUAGUGUUGCUUUGUUAACAAUAUAUAUCUCAAAAUCUGAAUACAAUAUCUGUAAAAUGAUUACAACAAUAUGCGUUUCCAUGACAACAAUAAUUAAUUAAAAAAAGAUUAAAACUUAAUAACAACAAAAAAAUAAAUAAAAACGGUUGUCAAUGACAACCUUAUUUUUGAUCUUUCAAUCUUUUUUAAAAUAAAGAACCAGGUUUUUCUCAUUAUCUCGAAUAUUAAUGAGAAUUUCAACAAAUGACCUAUUUGAAGUAUCACCCAGAGAACAUUUCAAAGUGUUCUCAUAAAAAAAAAAGGAAAAAAGAAAAGAAAUAAACAUCUUUGUAAAACCAAUACAUUCUUCGCUAAAAAUAUCUAAAACAAAUAAUAUAUUUAUAUAGAUUAUUAUAUUUCUAUAAUUUCAACACGAACAAAUUUUUAUCCGGGUCUGCUUUAACAUAAUCAUUUUCUGAGGAUUAACCUUGCUUUACAGAUGUUUAUAUGUUCUUUAAAAGUAUAAAAUAGUUUGUACGAUAAUAGAUAAUUUUGGUUUUUAAAAAUAUUUAUUAAAAUUACAAGUAGUUUUUUGUUAUUAUUAAUUUAAAACUAAUUGAAAUUUUUUUUAUAAAUUUAUUAAAUCAUUAAUAUUGAGUUUCAAAUAAACGAGAACACAGCAUUAUUAAAUGAUAGGUAAUCUGUUAAUUUAUACAUUAUAAUUUAUUAUAAAUUUUAUUUAUAAAAUAAAUUAAUAAAACAAAAUAAAAUAAUAUACAAUAUAAAUGUAUACUAAUGCAUAAAGUAAAAAAUAUAGAUACUUGUUUUAACUAAAUAUUCAUUGAUACCUAUUGGUUUUUAAAAUGUUUAAUGGUUUGUAUUAAUGUUUAUUUCCUAUUUUUGUGAUCUUUAGUGUGAUCCGGGACUUGGUGCAUCGGUCAUGUAUGAUCUGUUGUAUAAUAAACCUCAAAAGCUCAUGUUGUUAGCCGGAUGUAGUACCGUAUGUACAACUGUUGCUGAAGCGGCUAAAAUGUGGAAUUUAGUUGUUGUAAGUAUAGAAUUAGUACUUAUAAAAUGUAUACAUUUCUUUAAAAAAUUAUUAAUUAUAUUACCUAAAUAAUAUAUUAUACGCAAUGUGUACAGGAUUGAUAUAAUAUUAUGAUAAAUAUAUACAUUUGUUUAAAUAUUCAAAUAUAAUUCCGUACAACAUAAUUUUGUUUAGUUAUGUUACGGCGCUAGUUCACCGGCAUUAUCAGAUCGAAAUCGUUUCCCUACGCUGUUUAGAACUCAUCCUUCUGCUACUGUGCAUAGUCCAACUAGAAUCACCCUUAUGAAAAAAUUUGAAUGGUACAGAAUUGCAAUUAUUCAGCAAACAGAAGAAGUGUUUAUUUCCGUAUGUUUUUGUUUAGUCAAAUAAUAUUUUAUAGUAAUAACAUAAUGUGUGUCUACCUACUUCAAUUUUAAUUGUAAUUGUAGACAGUAGAAGAUAUCGAAGAUCGGUGUAAAGAAAACGGCAUUGAAAUAAUAACCAGGCAAAGUUUUUUAAGCGAUCCAACUGAUGCUGUUAAAAAUUUACGCAGACAUGACGCCAGAAUAAUUGUUGGUUUGUUUUACGUAGUUGCAGCUAGAAAAGUGCUGUGCGAAAUGUACAAACAGCAAUUAUAUGGAAAAGCUUACGUGUGGUUUUUUAUUGGUAAGUAAUUGACUUGUUUUAUAAUGUUUUUCAACAUUGUUACUUAUAAUACUUAUACUAUGUAUCUAUAGGUUGGUAUGAAGAUAAUUGGUUUGAACUCAACUUGGACAAGGAAGGAAUCAAGUGCACCAGAGAACAAAUGAGAAUUGCUGCUGAAGGCCACAUUACCACCGAAGCUCUAAUGUGGAACCAAAACAUUAACCAAAAAACUAUAUCUGGAAUGGUAGUAUUAGAUUUUUCAAACAUUUAUUGAGUUUAUAGUGCAUCAAAAAUUUACAAAUUUGCUAUACACAUUAUUCAGUGCGUUAUUAGUUAUAGAUGGCCUCUGGUGGAAAUUCAAUCUGUGGAUCCAUUAUUUUCCACUAUUAUUUAAUUUAAACAUAAUAUAAAAAACGAUACCUACGUAUAAGUAUAUAUAUAUUACGCGUGUAACAGGACUAUUUACAAAUGCAAUAACUUUUAUCUACGUUUUUUUUUUUUUUUUGUUAUAAUUACUAAAUUUCUGCACGUUAUAAUUUUUAUAUUUUAUUUUAUUAGUUUAUAACUAAAAAAAAUCAUAUUCAGAUUUAUUUUUAUUAAAAAUAUUUUAUAUAAUCCAAGAUAACUAUUUUAUAUAAUAGGAUUUAAAAAAAAAAUUAUUAGUGUGUUUAAAAAUAUCAAUUAGGUUAUACCAUUAAUUUUAAUAACAAUUUUUAAAGUUUAUUAAAAUUAAAAUUUAUUCUUGCUAAUUUUACUAACGAUAAAUUAUAAUUUUUUAUCAGAUCCAACUUAAACUAAUAUGAUAAGAAUAUUAUGAAAUUGUGAAAUAUUUCAUGGAAAAAUCAAAUUAACCAUUUGAAAAUGUACGCACAUAAAAAUUUCAUAUUUCACAAAACUUUAAAAACAAUUGAUUUAACCUUGUUUGAUACCAACAUUUUUCUAAAAAUCAGAUUUAAAAAAUGAUCGUUUUGAUUAUUUUUUUAAAAUCUAUAUACAAUUUUUAUUUUGAAUUUCUAAAACAUUAAAAUUCAAUUAAAAAUAUUAUAUUAUGGUACCGAGAUUUAAUAAUUAUUAAAUAAAAAAAAUUUAAAAUAUUCGAUAGGAAAAAAGUAAUUAUAUUUGUUAAACAGUCCUAUUACAGCCUGUAUAUAAGUACACAUAAAUGUUAGUUCAUAAUUAGAAAUUGUUUAACUAAUAAUCUUUAAUAAGAAUAUUAUUAUAUCUGCAUCAUAAUUAUUUUAAUACGAAACAUUGUUUUCCCGGCUUUAGGAUUAACAAAAUGCUUGUUACCUAUUUUUCUAAAUCAAGUUUAUAUUGAUACUAGACGACUUUUUCUGUGAGUUUUAGAGUAGUGAUUUAAUUCAGUUUGUCUUAAAAAGUUGAAUUAUUAAAACAUUUUUAAGGAGUUUUCAGUUUUGAAAACAUGUAGUAAAACAUCAGGAAACUAUAAACCCAUUUUAGAUUCUGAGUGGACCGAAGAACCUUUUAGUUUUAUAAUGAUGUUGAUUUUUUUUUUAUCUGUGAAUAACUCUUCUACCAGCAAUUUUACUUCAAUUUACAACGAUAGCACUUUUUCGGAAAGUCAAUUUGACUGGGAAGGUCCUUUAGGAAAGUCAUUUUAUUAUUUUCUUAGUAGUUUUUUUCAAUAUAUUGGAUAAACUGGAAUAAAACGAAAAAAAUGUACGAAAUGUAGGUAUUGGUUAAAGAUAUUACGGCCUUUUUUCUUCUGUGGACAACUUUUCUACCAGCAAUUUUGUUCCGAUUUAUAAUGAUAGCAAUUUUUAUGAAAGGAAAUCUGACUGGGGAGAGUCAUUUUUUGAUUUUCCCGAUAAAUGGGAAAACAGGAAAACCGACAGAAAUAAAAUUAAAAAGAAGUAUGACAUACUUCGCACCCGACCACUGUUGUAGGUGAGAAGUUUAGAAGGUAGAGAGGAAAAUUUGAUGUAUAUCUGCAACGAUAAUUAUUGUUAUUAUAAUUAUGAUAAUAUUAUUAUUAUAAUAAUUGUUAUUAUAAUUAUUGUUCUUGUUUUCCUAUUUUUUUUACGGUUUCCCCGAUUUUUCCCAUUUAUUAUGAAAAUAAUUGCGAAAACCAAAAAAUGACUCUCUUAAAAUACUACCCCAGUAAGAUUUUCUGUCAGAAAAAGUGCUAUAGUUGAAAAUCGGAGCAAAAUUGCUGAUAGAAAAGUCCAAAGAAAAAAAAAACAUCAUUGUAAAACCAAUAAAUUGUUUAAAUCUCUCAGUUUUUAGUUUAGUAUUGUUAUGCUUUUAUCAUAGACUUCUGAAGACUUCCGAAAAAAACUUGAACGUGUAUUGCAAGAUGAAGGUCAUGCAAUAGAUAAACAUCUUUAUCCUGAAGGUUAUCAAGAAGCGCCUUUAGCUUACGAUGCAGUAUGGGCUGUAGCUUUAGGUAUUAAAUCUUUGUUUGUACAAAAAACAAAUUACUUGUAAUUAAACCCAAAACAUUUUGUUUUUAAAUAUUAGCCUUCAAUAAGACUAUGAGUAUCUUAGAAAAACAAGGCAAAUCAAUCACUAGUUUCAACUACAACAAUAAAGAAAUCGCAGACCAUAUUUAUUCAGCAAUUAAUUCAACUCAAUUUCUUGGGAUAUCUGUAAGUGUAUUGUCAAGGGAAAAUAGAGUUAUGUAAAUAAAUAAAUAAAUAGAUAGAUAAAUAAAUAAUAUCUAUUUACUUAUUUAUUUAUUUACACAUUUAUUAACGAGUAUUAACCAUUUUAUAAUUUUGUUUUUACUCUAUUAUUUUAUUAUUGAAAAUAUAUUUUUAUAAAUGUAUAACAAUUUCAGGGUUGGGUAGCUUUCAGUUCACAAGGUGAUCGAAUAGCAUUGACACAAAUCGAACAAGUCAUUGAUGGAAAGUACGUUAAACUUGGUUAUUAUGACACACAGUUUGAUAAUUUGACUUGGCUCGGUAAAGAAAGAUGGAUAGGUUAGUAUGAUAAAAAUUAUAUCUUACGGACAUAAUAAGACAUUUAAAAUUUCCAAUUUAUUUAAAGAAUAUUUAAGAUAAAUAUGUCGCUGUCAGUGUGGUUUAAACUUGCCCAAGUGCACCAUUUGAAAACGAUUAUUUUGAUUUUAUGUUUUUUUGUACAGCUUAUUAAAUUAUUUCUGUAUACGUCAAAUAUAUUUAGGAAUUAUUUUAUUUUAUACAUAUUAAUUUUUUCAAACAGGAGGUAAAAUUCCACAGGACAGAACUGUGAUUCGCCGUGUAUUGCGUACAUUAUCACUGCCAUUACUGAUAUGUAUGUGGGUAAUUACAGCGAUUGGAAUACUCGUAGCUAUUAGUCUUAUAGUAUUCAAUAUUAUCAAUCACCACAGAAGGUAUGGCGUGAAUAAAAACCGUUGUCCGUUGUCUUAUUAUUUAUUUGUUAAUAAUAUAAAUUCAGAGUCAUUGCUCAAUCGUAUCCAGCUUGUAACACCAUUAUGCUGUCCGGUUGUGUGCUGAGCUUAAGCAGCAUAUUUUUAUUUGGAUUGGACGGUCAGAUAAUUUCACCGACUGUUUUUCCAAACAUAUGCCAAAUAAAAACUUGGGUAUUAUCGAUUGGAUUUACGUUGGGGUACGGUGCGAUGUAUAGUAAAGUAUGGAGAGUACACAGAUUGCAUACGAGUCAAAAGAAAAACGCUAUCAGAGUAAUUUAUAUAAUAAAUUUAAAUGCUUUAUUUAUUUAUUUAUUAAAUUAUAUAUGUUUUUAGAAAGCCUUGCAACCUUGGAAAAUGUAUUCAAUCGUAAUAUUUUUAUUGGCCGUUGAUGUUGCAAUUUUAUUUAUCUGGCAAUGUAUGGAUCCAUUAAUGCGUGAUAUACAAGUUUUUCCUUUGGAAAAUCCAUUAAAUAGCAACGAUGACAUAAAAAUAAGACCUGAACUUGAGCAUUGUAAGAGUGAAAAUCAUAAUUUUUGGCUAAGUGAGUUUUAAUGAUAUUAUUUUUUCUUCAAACGUGUCAGUUAAAUACGUGUAAUAAAUGUUGUUGAUUUUUGCAUGUUUAAUGAAUAAUGAUUAUAAGAAUAGAAAUUUAAUUUGCCAAUUUAUUUUUCAGGUUUAACAUUAAGUUACAAAGGAUUGUUGUUACUUUUUGGGCUUUUCGUCUCGUACGAAACCAGAAGCGUUAAACUCAGGCAAAUAAAUGAUUCGCGAUACGUUGGAAUGUCAAUUUAUAAUGUGGUUGUUACGUGCUUAAUAACUACGCCAGUGAUUAUGGUGACUGCAUCACAACAAGAUGCUAGUUUCGCUUUUGUAGCGUUGUCCGUUAUUUUCUGUUGCUUUCUUUCCAUGGCAUUGAUAUUUGUACCAAAAGUAAGAAAUAAUGAAUACAAAUUAGCUUCAUAUUAUACAAUAUCAUUGCAGCAGAUAAAUGUUUGAAUACAUUUUAGGUGAUCGAAGUGAUACGAGACCCACACGACAAACCAGAAUCUAAAUACAACCCGGACGCAGGAAUGUCAAAAGAAGACGAAGAUAAAUAUAAGAGACUUAUCGAAGAAAAUAAACAACUCGCUGCUACAAUCAAAGAAGUAAAGAGAUACCUAUAGAAAAUUUCAACUAGACUAUAAUCUAAACAAAACAAUUUACACAUUAAUAAAAAUAAAAAUUAAAAAAGUAGGAUACAUAAAGUUAUUUAAUUUAUACUUGCAACCAACGAUUAAUAACGAAAAACGAUUCGAAGCGAAGUUUGGUUACACAAGUAUUGAAAGACGAUAAUAAUUACGAUUUUCGUUAAAAUUUUAUUUUUAAACUCUUAUAUAUAUAUAUAUAUAUAAAAAUACUACAUUGCACCUAAUUUUAUUUUUAGAAACAAAAUGCAUUUGUUUUUUUCCCCCGUUACAUUCCCGGCGUGGUUUUGCAAAAAUAAUGUCGGAACUCGGGUUUGAAUCCGAGGUGACAACAGGUUUACCUAACACCACUUAACUGCGACAGACAUACUAUAUUAUCGAAAAUAUUGAGUUAUUUAACAUAAUACAUAUAAUAUUCGCAUUAUAUCAGAACUUCAAAAAGCUAUAAUUUCAAAACUAAGUCAGUACGCUCAAUGUUGGAUUCACCAUUGUUCUUAAAUUUGCAAUAUACAUAUAUUAAAAAUUAAACAAAUAGAAAAAUUUGCAUGAACCAGUAAUUAGAUUUGUUCCACUUAAUUUUUACUCAAACGAUUUUCGACAAAAUUUGAUAUUAAAAUUCUUUUAUAAAAAAAAAAAAAUACUACAUUAAGCUCAAUUUUUUUUUCUGACCAUAAUGUACGAAUUUAAACCUCCCUCUCAAAUUUUCAAGCAUUUCUAUUAAAUCUAACAAUUUAUUUAUAAAGUACCUACCAAAUAAAAAUUACGUUGAAACACUCUCAAAAUUAAAAUGUCUAUAAAAAACUUAAAAAUAACUCAAGUAUUUUGAAAACGUUUAAAAAAAGUACGUAUACAUUUUCUGUUAGCAUUUCAUGGAUUUACGAAUAUUUUAAUCUAAUUUACAACGAAAAACCAAAAUUGAAAAUAAUAAAAGCGUUAUUUUCGUAAAAUUUCCCGUUAUGUCUACGCUUUUUUUUUUUAGAUUAUGCUCAUUAUCAAUAAAAUUACAGAGAAAACGAAUAACUUACUCAUUAACUAGAUUAAAAAUUUAACUAAAAAAUGUCUCUUAUUAUUUAUGUAUUGGAUUAAUAUUUAUAGUAGAAAACAUAAACCGUAAAAUUUAAAUUAAAGAAAUCGUUGUGUGGUAAUUUGAAAAAAAUCGUAUAUUUCGUCUUUAUUGUUUUCCUAAUUAUAAUAAAAAACACUUUAGAUAUCAAAAAACGACCUUGUCUGUCAGUGGAUAUGUAUUAAAAGGAACAAAUCGAUCUCUUGUCAUUUUUGAUUGGAGUAGUAUGUCUGGUCGAAAACAAGUUGAACAUAUUAAAAUAAUUAAACCGGGACGCUACGUUGCCGUUUCCCAAUUAUUACAAAAACUGAUUUGGAUAUUGAAAAACGAUUUAAUUUGUCAUUAGAAAAAUCUUAAUAGGAACAAAAACCAUCUCUAGUCACUUUUGGAUUGGAAUAAUAUUUCUGGUAGAAAGCAUCGCGUUAAUAACAUAAUACAAACAAUGAAAACGGUAACGCCGCAGCGCGGUAAAUAUUUGCUGUUUUACUUACAAUUACCUUUCGGUUUUUUCCAAUUAUUUCGAAAACCCCUUGGUAAAUCAAAAAAUGACCUCCUAAAGGCACCAACAAAAGAAAAUUAGCUUUCAGGAAAAGUCUAUACAGUCUAUACUUCGGAGCAAGUUUUCUGGUAGAAAAAUUGUUCACAGACAGAAAAAAAAUUUAAAAAAUGUCAACAUUUCGUUAAUUUCACGUUUUGCAUUUUAAAGUUUAAGAUACAUUAUUGUACCAAUGAUUUUCUUUUAGAUUUUGAGUGCAGUGAGGAAUUUAUUAAAGUUAAACUAUGAUGUGUGCUUAUUAUUCCAUUUUUUAUGUUUGUGUAAACAACUUUUUCACCAGAAAUCUUACUUCAUUUAAAAAAUUACAAGAGACCCCUUUUGUUUAAUUUAGAAUGUAUUUGGUGCAUUGAGAAUGAUAUUUUUAAAUUUUUCUUAUAGUUUUCAUAAUAGUUGACAAAAACCGGAAAAAAAUGGAAAAUAUACUUACGGUUUCAGUAUUUUCAAUUUUCUAUUUUUGUCAUAAUUCGUUUGAAAAUAAUUGUGAAAACCUCACAUUUUCACGAAAUACUGAAAUUAGGGUGUUUCAACGUAGUCAAUUUUUCAAAACAUUACGAAUUUUGAGCUAUUUAUAGGCAUUUUUAAAAAUUGUUUAAUUAAAUUAUUUCAUUUUAAAGUUGUAGUGGCAGUUGAGAUGGUGAUGUAAAGAGGGUAAUUUGGGCGGUCGUGUACAGUACCGGUAAUGGCGGUGGCUACGUGUGUGAGGGGGUAAUUCGGACGUUUUAAGUUAAAAUUAUGAUGAAAUAAUAACAAUUACGGCAUUUCAAAACAUGUUUAACUGAACCUCACUCAGAACCGUAUUAGCAAUUAUUUAUCAUUGCGGUCAGAUAUAAAUUAAAUAACUCUAUGUAACUUAACUUCCCAAUUUCCGACCUACAACAGUUGCACACCUAUCAGACGUAUCAACUCUUUGUGUUGAUUAUAUUUUAGAGUAUAGGCAAUUUAAAAUUAAAAAUACGUUAUUCAAACGUACAAAAAUAAAUAUGUUUUUUAUGGUGACGAUGGUAUCUUUUUUUUUUAUUUUAAAUUUGGUUAAAGCUCAAAUUCCAAGUAAAUUUUUGUUUAUCGUAUGUACCAAAUAUAUAGGUAACGAACCAAUGACUAAACAUAAAUAGGUUAGUGAGCAAAUUCAAGUUAUUAUCUGUCUUCUUCUUCUCGUGUGUUCGACAUAUUCUAUACUCUCAUUUUCGACCAGUGCUUUACGAAAUCCACCUUCCGAUAUUAAUUUAUCAUACAGAUCCUUUCGAUCUUUUAUCGUGUAUUGUGCAUUCGUGCAUUUAAAUAGAUGUCUGUCACCUGUAUUCUCCGCAGUUAAAUUAUCUUGGAUUGUCUUCGAUACCCCAUUUCACAUUUACUCGUGUGUACUCUAAGUAGAAAUAUGUAGUUAUUUAAUCAAUGGUAUACUAUUAUUUUGUACAAAUUAGUAUAUUUAAAACUUAAUAUUAUCACUAGAAGAAAAAUUAUAAAUUAUAAAUAUGUAUAUUUUUUAAACAUUUUAUUGAGUUAAAUAUGUAUUAUUUGUUUUAGAAAGAAGAAAAAUUAAAACUACUUAAAUCCGAUUUAGCCAGUUUAAGGGGCGAUGUCGAUAAGACUGAACUUAAAUGGAAUGACGAGUCACAGCUUACUGAACAUUCAUUCUUGUCGCAGUCGGUAAAUAAAGAUACUUUAAUUGUAGCCGAUUUCAUAACUGGUGAAGGUACAUCGGACUCAGCGUUCAUUGCUGGUACGGCCACUACUUAUUCUAGAGCUAGUGCCUCAGAUAUGGAAUUUUCUGAAUCCUACUUGUAAAUACUUAGAACAUUUAAUAUCAAUGUGCAUAAAACAAUCGACCAAAAACCAAUUUAAUCAAUUUACUUCAUACAGGGUGGCUUAAAAUUUUUUUAGGUAUUUCACAAAAUAAUUUAAAAAUUAUUAGAGAAAAACUAUAAACGUUACAAUCAUAAUCUUACCAAAUGAGAAAAUGGUACUAAUAUAAAACUAUUUCUUGAUUUUAUUUAUGUUUUCCAUAAUAUAUGUUUAUACCAGUUGGCUAUUACAAUAUAUUUUAAUAUAAAUAUUUUUUGAAAUCAACUAUUUAAUUAACACAAUACAUUUUCUAGUUUAUUUUAGUAAUGCCUACUUAUAUGUAUUAUGUCAAGGUUAAUUGUAUUGAGCUUAGGUAACUGAAAAUAACUAACAAUUAAUUGUUGAUAAUUACCUACAUAUUUUCGAAUUUUUAGUUAUAUUCUAGUUAACAUUAACUGAAAUAUUGUUUAAGUACCUAGAUCAUUUGAUUACAUUUAGUUUUAAACUAUUCUGAAAUACCACUCUGAAAUAACUCUCAUCUGAUUUAAUUUGGACUUUUUUUUAAGAAAUUUGAGUACAAUCAUUUAUGUAUCAACCAAAAAUUAUCGAUUUUAAUGUACUAAUCGUAUCAAUAAUUUGUAAAGUAUGCGAAAAACCAAAAGAAAAAAAUCAACUAUUAUAUUUACCUAUAAGUAACUUAUUUUCUUCUUUACAUUUUGCAUGAUUAUUAAUGAGAAUUCUAAUUUUUUACUUAUUUCUUCUAAUCUGGUUAAUUUUAAAUAUUUUAAUUUUUUAACAACGAUUUACUAACGCAUUUGUAAAUGAUUAACAUAAUCAAUAAUUUUAAAUUAAAAUAUUACACUACUUUUUCAAGUCAUUAGAAAAAAGAUUGCUCAUAAAACUAAAUGAUUAGAUAUUUGUAUUAUACUUAAUUAUUAUAUAGUAUGCGAAUCAAAUCAUCAAAAUAAUACCUACCUAUUACAUGUUACAUAAAUGUUUGAAGUGGUUGUACUCGGUUUUCUUAGUAUAGAACGUUAACGAAAAUAAUUUUUUUUUGAACUUAUACUGUUGACCAUAAAGGUAUAUUGUACCUACCGGACUCUAAUAUUAUCAAUAUUAAAAUCAUUGAUAAUUUUUAUAUUAUCAUUGUAAAACAAUAUAAAUCAGCUUACAAACAUAGGAAUUAAUUUUUACUUUUUUUUUUUUUAUCAACAAUACAUUUAUAUAUAUAUAUAUAUAUAUAUACUAUAUGUAUAUAUAUAUAUAUUAUAUAUCUACAUAUUAUUUUUAUUAUUAUUGAGUUGUAUGUUAACAUUAAAUAAAUUAAAAUUAAUAAAUAAUAAAAAUGAUUUGCACAUUGGUGCAUUUAUUUAUAUAAUUACACUGUUGGAUUUUAACUGAUAUAAUUGAAAUAAUAUUUUCACAUUUGUGUGUUAAAUGUUAAUAAUGCAAACAUAUCGGUUCAAUUUCAUUAAAUGUUAAAAUGAAAUAGUUUGUUGUCCACUAGAUAUAAUAAUUAUGAAUAAUAUAAUACAUUUCUCUGUAAAAAAAAAAAAAAAAACUUUGUUACUUACGCAUAUUAGAAAACUGUAGUAUUGAACUGUGAUUAUUAAAACAAAAAAAAAAAUCAUAUCUAACAAUUAAUACGGGUUUAUUAUUUUGUUUUAAAAAAAAAAAAAUGUUUUGCGUAGCUAUCAAGAAUUGACGAGAACAGUCAAAUGUAAUCUACAGAAUGAGGAGCACGAACACCAUCGUAAAUGCAUUAUUUGACUGUCUACGAUUAGACGAAAAACGAAUUUUACAAUAUAAAAAUACACACCAUCUGUUGUAAAAGUUAUUACAUUUUGGCUCAUGAUGUUUUGAUUUCAUUGAAAUAUUUUUACUUAAUUAUUAAAUGAAAACAUCUAACUGUAUUUAGUGGGAUAAUGUAAUGUGUAUUAAGUGUUAAUUAUUAGAUAUUUUGUUUUUUGAUAUAUGAGAAUUUCCUUAUUGGAAGGUGUGAUUUUUUUUACCAGAAUGGAUGUAAUUUUUUUGAAAUUGUAUGCAUGCGAGGAUAGGUCAAUGCGUGUGUAGAAACGGUAGAAUAAAGCGAACUGUUAUUGACGAUAGUAUUAUUAUCAUCAAUUAUUAAUAUUUUUUUUAUUUUCUACGUGAAUAGUGUGAUUCAAAUAAAUUCUAUAUUAGAACAUUUCCAUUUAUUAUUUAUUUUAUAGUAUUACGUUAAGUUUUCUCUUAUUAAAAUAAAAUAUUUUUUCUAAAAAUCGUAUUUAAUGAUAUUAUUUUAAACAUAUAAAAAUUAAAUUUUGUCAGGUCAAAUACCAUAAAAUGUUUGAUCACAGUUUUAUAACACCUACUAAACUGAUUUCUUUAUCGUUACAUUCUAUUUAUCCUAUUAAUAUUCCUACUUUAUUGAAACGUGAUAUUAUUUUAAUUUUAUAUUUGAGUAGGUACCAAAGAUUUUUUUUUAUUAUUUUAGACUACUGUACCAUAUUGCUAUAUCUUCCAUUAAACCAACAUCACGGACUUAGAAUAAUACCUAAAUUGAAGUUGUGUUAGACUUUUAGAUACAAUUUCAAUACCUACCUAAUUGAAAGCAAUUGGUUUAUUGGUAAUAUCAUAUGUGUAGUAGUAGGUCUAUGUCACUAUGUAACAUGUAUAGUGUUAUACAUACAUAUAUGUACAUGUUAUGUUUAUAUAUAGGUAUCUAUGUCAUUUUAUGUCAAUAUAAUCUUAAGUCGUAUUAAUAAAAUUUGAAAAUAUUUUUAAAUGGGGUUCAAGACAUCUACAUAUAUUAUUAUUUUCAGACAAUUUUGUAUACUGUAUCAUAUUAGAAGCAUAUUCCUUGUCAACAUAAUAUUCAGACGUUUUGAAUUUUAAAGAAUCUAUAAUGUUUAGCAUGUAGUUAAAUACAAAUAACUACAGUCGUCAAGUACACAAGGCGUCAUCCAAAAUUACCCGUACUGCGUUAAUAAUAUUUAUAUCAAUAAAAAUAACUAAACAUCUAUAAUUGUACAUGAUAAAGUUACAUUUAACGAGUUUUAGAGCGUUAGUUUGAGACCGAUGACAAUAUUUAUUUUUAUUUCUUUGCGAUUUUAUGUAACCGCGUUUUUGUCGUGUAAUCAAUUUCAUUAUGGCAAUUCUUACGACAAUGACCCGACCCACAGUUCAUUGCUCAUUCGUUAGUUUUUAGCCAAAAAUCGAACUCCAGUCGUUCAUAUGACUUUUUUGUUUCCUACGUUGCUAAGUUGAAGUCAACGUUUAAAGGACGCCGGUUUUAAACAAUCGAUGACAUUAAACAAAAUACGGAAAACGAUUUUAAAGAUAUUCCUUUAUAAAUGCUUAUCACCGGGCCACCAGAAGUGUUUUCAAAAGUGGAAAAUAAGAUAGGAGAGGUGUAUUGCUUCUCAGUGAGUUUUUUUUUGAAGGUAAUAAUGUGUUUUAGAAUAUAAUAAUGCAAUUAUAUUGCGUUAAUAAAGUUUUAAUUAAAAAAUACGAGUAGGUACUAUAUAGUUAUAUAUAAUAUAAUUCUAUUAAUACAAAAUUUGAAAUUUAAAAAACAUCACAUAGUACUAAAUGAUGAUUAAAAAUGUGAAGAAGGCUACAUCAUAUUUUUCAAAAAAAAAAACCAGUUAUUUGUGUAUAAAAAAUAUUAUCUAUUGUAUUGAUAAUAAUUUUGAUUUAUAAUUAAAUUUUUUAUUGAUUGAAUAAUUCUAUGUAUUUCAUUGCAUUUUGUAUCAAAUGUAUAAAAUAGAAUAUUUUAUUUACAUAUAAGUAUUUUUAUUUCAAAAUAUUUAACGCGGUGUGUUUAGGAAUGCAAGUAUGUGUUUAUUUUAACGCCAAUAGAAAUUAUUUUACCAUCCGAG
This is a messenger RNA of Cinara cedri, 14288 nucleotides long. The record is from the annotation of a GenBank genome assembly. NCBI's taxonomy places the organism in Eukaryota, Metazoa, Arthropoda, Insecta, Hemiptera, Aphididae.